Parus major (Great Tit) is the source of this 2737-nucleotide messenger RNA. It is a transcript of the gene RUFY1, whose product is annotated as RUN and FYVE domain containing 1. Gene Ontology annotation, biological process: protein transport; regulation of endocytosis. The coding region runs from base 349 to 2145 and encodes 598 amino acids. NCBI's taxonomy places the organism in Eukaryota, Metazoa, Chordata, Aves, Passeriformes, Paridae. The record is from RefSeq and is a predicted model, not a curated record. Gene Ontology annotation, molecular function: metal ion binding. The transcript has 18 exons. Gene Ontology annotation, cellular component: cytoplasm.
CCAAGAUGGCUGCCGGGGAGCGCCGCGCCGCGCCCGCCGCGGGAAAGGAGGAAGACUUUGAGAUUAUUGAUAAAAAACAGCUCCCUGACGCGGCUGAGCUGAGGAACGAGGAGAAGGCGAAACCGGAGGAAGCGCGAUGGUCUGCUCCGAUCUUGUCUCUGGCCAGGAAAGCCUCGGAAAACUUGGCGCUGGGCUAUGGCAGCGCCCUGAAGUCCGCAUCCCUGGUGGGAUUGGUGUCCAAACCCGGCAGCAGUGACAGCCCGGCAAAGACAAGUACGGCUCCGCUUCUUUAGUAAACUCGCUUUUGUGGUGCGCAAAUGAGUUCGCUCCCGUACACGGUGUCACACCAUGGAGGAACGUGCCAACCUCAUGAACAUGAUGAAGCUCAGCAUCAAAAUCCUCAUCCAGUCAGCCCUGAGCCUGGGCCGGACCCUGGACUCCGACUUCCCACCACUGCAGCAGUUCUUCGUGGUGCUGGAGCACUGCCUCAAGCACGGGCUCAAAGUGAAGAAGACUUUUAUUGGACAGAACAAAUCGUUUUUUGGUCCUUUGGAGCUAGUGGAAAAACUUCGUCCUGAAGCAUCAGAUAUAGCAACUAGUGUUAAAAAUCUGCCAGAAUUGAAGACUGCUGUGGGCAGAGGGAGGGCUUGGCUUUAUCUAGCACUCAUGCAAAAGAAACUGGCAGAUUAUCUCAAAGUACUCCUGGACCAUAAGCAUCUGUUAAGUGAAUUUUAUGAACCUGAUGCACUGAUGAUGGAGGAGGAAGGAGCAGUUAUUGUGGGUCUGCUGGUUGGACUGAAUGUUAUUGAUGCAAACCUCUGCUUGAAAGGAGAAGACUUGGACUCCCAGGUUGGAGUGAUUGAUUUUUCCUUGUACCUUAAGGAAACACAGGACACUGAUGACAAACAAGAUGGAGGGAUUACAGCUGUCCUUGACCAGAAGCAUUAUGUGGAAGAACUGAACCGUCAUCUAAGUUGCACGGUUGCAGAUCUCCAGAACAAAAUAGACUGUUUAGAAAAGACCAAUUCAAAACUCCAGGAAGAGCUUGCAGCAGCUACUGACCGAAUUGGAUCCCUUCAGGAAGAGCAGCAGCAGCUAAAACAACAGAAUGAAUUAAUUCGUGAACGGAGUGAAAAAAGUGUAGAGGUAACAAAAGAGGAUACAAAAGUAGAAUUGGAUACUUACAAGCAGUCACGCCAGGGUCUCGAUGAAAUGUACAGUGAUGUUUGGAAGCAGUUGAAAGAAGAAAAAAAAGUCAGGCUGGAACUAGAGAAAGAGUUGGAGCUACAAAUUGGAAUGAAAACAGAAAUGGAAAUUGCCAUGAAACUUCUGGAAAAAGAUACUCAUGAAAAACAAGACACUUUAGUUGCCCUUCGCCAGCAGUUAGAAGAAGUGAAGGCCAUUAACUUGCAGAUGUUUCACAAAUCCCAGAAUGCAGAGUGUUCAUUACAACAGAAAACAGAAGCAAUAUCCUCUUUUGAAGGAAAAACAAAUGAGAUGAUGUCCUCUAUGAAACAAAUGGAAGAGAGGCUGGAGCAGGCAGAGAAGGCCAGGCAGGCGGCAGAGGAGCGGUGCAAUAAGAUGAAGCAGGAGCUGGCUGGGAGGCUCGACUCGUGUCGGCAGCAGAUGGCCCAGCUGGACAGCAAAUGCUCAACUCUGGAAAAGGAAUUAAAAUCUGAAAAGGAACAGAGACAAACUUUGCAAAAAGAACUGCACCAAGAGAAGGAUGCAACCACUCUGCUUAAAACAGAAUUGCAACAGAUGGAAGGACUGAAAAAGGAACUGAGAAAACUGCAAGAUGAGAAGCAGCAGCUGAAGAAGGUCCGUGAGGAGCAGGAGCAGGCUCUUCAAGAAAUGGGUCUUCAUCUCAGCCAAUCGAAGCUGAAGAUGGAAGACAUUAAAGAAGUAAAUAAAGCACUAAAGGGUCAUACAUGGCUGAAGGAUGAUGAAGCAACCCACUGCAAGCAAUGUAAAAAGGAAUUCUCCAUUUCAAGAAGGAAGCACCACUGCAGAAACUGCGGGGACAUCUUCUGCAACAGUUGUUCCAGUAAUGAACUCGCGCUGCCAUCGUACCCGAAACCCGUCCGUGUCUGUGAUAAUUGUCACACAUUACUUCUCCAGCAGUGCUCCUCUAACUCCUCCUAAGGCUCUCCUGCCCUUGACUGAGCCACUUUAACAUUGGAAAGUAGCCAUUAUUUUUUUAAUUCUGAAUUGCAGGUGUCUUCUGUGCAGCAGACUGGACUGGCUGGUCUAACAAUUUCCACUGUAAGAGCAGUGUAAAUUAAUUUGUAGGGAUUGUGCAAGCUAAUGCUUCUCCAACUGAAAUAAUUAAAAAGCUUAUAUCAACUGUAAUUUCCCCAAGAGUUCUAUUUGAAACUAAGAUUCAUUUUUCUGAUUUUUAUAGGUAUUUGUAUUAAAAUUUGUAUAUGGUAUUUCUACAUUUAUUUGAUCCCUGUAGAUAUCAUUGUCUCUCUGUACAUGAACUUAAUUUCUUUACCUUCACUGUAGGUGCUCCUGUGUGCUCCCCUGUCUCAUGUACAGUUUUGUAUUUGCUCUAGUCAGCCAGAGAGGAAAAGGUCAAUUUAUGAAUUGUCUAUAGAAAGCUUUAUAAGUAGAGUGUCAAUGAAUGUGCCUUCAGUUCACUGCGGAGUCAAAAGCUGCACAUUAUACUUGUUCUGGAAGUCGCUGUGACCACAGUGCAGUAGUUACACAAUAAAGUCUUUUGCAAAAACUGAAA